Lactuca sativa (garden lettuce) is the source of this 958-nucleotide messenger RNA. The record is from RefSeq and is a predicted model, not a curated record. NCBI's taxonomy places the organism in Eukaryota, Viridiplantae, Streptophyta, Magnoliopsida, Asterales, Asteraceae.
UAGACAAAAUGUGUAGCGAUUCAAAAGAGUAUGCAAUUACAUCUCAAGAUGAGAAAGAUAGUUAGGUCAGUUGGUCGAAAAGACAAGCACAGCAAGAUUUGUACAUCAAAGGGGGCAAGAGAUAGACGCAUUAGGUUAUCAGCCAACACUGCAAUUCAAUUCUAUGAUGUGCAAGAUAGGCUAGGAUAUGAUCGACCUAGUAACGCCAUUGAUUGGUUAAUGAAAGAAGCCAAAUCCGCCAUUGAUGUACUGAAUGCUGAUCAAUAUCAUCAUCUUCAGGAAUUGCUACAACCGGAUACAACAACUUAUGUUUUCAAUCCUUCAGAGGCAUUUCAUCGAACACCUGAAGAUCGGGAUCAGCAGAAUUUGAAUCAAGAUCAAAUCAAUAGUUUCAGCAGCUACCCAUUUGAGGUCAUCAGUUCAAGAAAUGAAAAUGAAUUACAAGGAGAAAACGCGAUUCCUGUUCCUCGAGAUAUUAAUUUCGCGUGGAACACAAGUUACAACGCAGGAGAAAGUUUUGAGCUUGUGAAUAGGGAACCCCUUCAGUCCAAUUUCCAUCGUCUAAUUGUUCAUACACCGAGCAAUGAAUUCAUAAAUCAUGAAGAUGGGUUACUGGGGUUUUCGUUUGAGCAGGAAAUUCCAGUUCAAACAGAGAAAGAAGAUGGCCGAAAGUUAGAUCAAUUGGGAUGAAGAAAGGAUCAAGACUAAUCUUAGAUUGAUCAAAAACAGGGAAAUCGAUUUCUACUCUUGCAUUAUAAGGUAAUGUAGUUAUACCUUAUUAGCAACAAAUUGGUUAUUUUAGAACAUUUUAGCAUGUUUUGUUAUAAGAACAAAAUUUUAAUAAUUGUAACUUAUACUUGCUUACUUCAUGUUGUAGCAUUAAUUAAUGUUUAAUUAUCUAAUAAUAAUAUUACACGUAUAAUGUUGUAUGUUUGAAUGAUAAAAUAAUUACAUAUUA